AUGCUUCUUCAUUUACCGCUGCUGUCCAGUCUUUUUCUGUGUACUUUGUCUUGCUACGGCGCGAUUUAUGAGAGCAUAGCCGAUCUCCCUGGUACUAAGUUUGAUUUCGUGAUUAUCGGUGGUACGGGCGCCGUUGUAGCUAAUCGUUUGACCGAGGAAGAUUUUUCAGUUCUUGUUCUUAAAGCCGGUCCAUCCGACCGCGACCUGCUUUGGAAUUACUCGGACUACCGUGCAACCCUGACUCAACAACAGAACUACCACAUUUCCGAGAGGUCAUGUGCUUGGGGAAGCACGUCCAUCAAUGCCGUGAUUUAUAUCCGCUGCCCUCCGGAGGAUUACAACUGUUAUGUGAAUUUCACCGGGGGUCCAGGCUGGUCUUGGGAGAAUCUCAAGACUUAUUUCUUCAAGAAUGAAAAAUGGGUACCGCCUGCAGAUGGUCACAACACUAUUGGACAAUAUGACCCAGCUAUACAUAGUUUAGAUGGCAUGAACGCAGUCAGCCUUCAAGGUUACCCUCAACCGACUGAUGAACGGGUCCUACGAGUGACAUCCGAGCUCUCCGAUGAGUGUGUUAAUAUUCUUCAGUACAAUUCUGCUCCUCACAUCACCCCACAAGGAUAUAUGCAAGCCACGAUCAAUGACGGCAAAAGAAAUAGCGCUGUUGUGUCCUACUUGGGUCCAAAUUUCAUCACCAGGGCAAGUCUUCAUGUAUUACUUGGUGCUCAAGUGACCAGAGUCAUCCAGAGUGACAAGUCAGAGCCCAGCUUCGACAUUGUAGAAUUUUCGGCCUCGUCAGAGGGAUCGACGUGGCUCUUUAAUGUUAUAGCAACAAAAGAAAUCAUCCUUUCUGCUAGGGCCAUAGGGACACUGCAUAUAUUGCUCAAUUCUGGUAUUGGCGAUGCAGUGGAGCUUUCGGAGGUAGGCGUACAGAACAAAUGGUAUGUCAACGACACGGACACCUGGGACGACAUCUUCCGUAACCUGACACACCAACAUGACCUUGUCCUGCAAUGGAACGAAACCAAGAUGGGACCACUGGUGGACACGCCGUUUAGUCACAUAGCCUGGUCUCGUCUUCCCGAUGAUUCGCCAAUCGUUGAAAGGGUCAACGAUCCGGCAGCUGGACGGAACACUCCCCAUCUCGAGCUUGAUGUCCAGAAUGCAUGGAGUAUACCGGUUUCCACUAUUCCAGGUACUGGAAACUUUAUGAGCAUAGCGACUUGUGUUGUAUCAGCAGCCUCUCGUGGAACGGUCAAAUUAAACUCUUCUGAUCCUUUGGAUCUUCCACUCAUCGACCCUGCCAAUCUCGCAAGUGAAUUUGAUGUUUCUGCUAUGAUGGAAGCAGUAAAGAGCACCAGACGAUUCCUAUCCGCGCCUGCGUGGGAGAGUUAUGUCCUGGAUGCCUAUGGUGGUUUGGUUAAUGCGACAACGGACGAAAUUCUGGAGGAAUAUAUGCGCGAAAACGUCGGGACGGCUGCUCAUCCCGUUGGGACGGCCAGUAUGUCUCCGAAGUUUACGGAUUAUGGUGUUGUGGAUCCAGAUUUUCUCGUGAAGGGUGUAUCUGGGUUGCACGUGGUUGAUGCGUCUAUCUUUCUAGGUUGUCCGAAUUUGUCCUGA
Molecule: messenger RNA, 1617 nt
Organism: Guyanagaster necrorhizus
Lineage: Eukaryota; Fungi; Basidiomycota; Agaricomycetes; Agaricales; Physalacriaceae
Product: alcohol oxidase
Exons: 11
Coding region: 1-1617 (538 amino acids)
Molecular function (GO): flavin adenine dinucleotide binding; oxidoreductase activity, acting on CH-OH group of donors
Source: RefSeq, a predicted model, not a curated record